Aspergillus novofumigatus IBT 16806 is the source of this 647-nucleotide messenger RNA. RefSeq lists its product as uncharacterized. The record is from RefSeq and is a predicted model, not a curated record. Lineage: Eukaryota; Fungi; Ascomycota; Eurotiomycetes; Eurotiales; Aspergillaceae. The annotation marks the transcript as partial. The transcript has a single exon.
GGGGAUGUUAGCGGCGAGGAACUACCGCCGGUGGUUCAAUAUGCGGGGUGUGUUUCCGCGGGGGUGCCGAGGCAGGAGAAAGUGUUGGUGAGUUGCGAAGAUGGUGAAGUUGAGUUUGGGGAGGGGGAGAGAAUGAAUCGGUGGACGCUUUGGCAUCGGAGGCCGUGGAUUGAGACGCCGGAUACGGUUGUUGAGGAAUGGGAUGAAAUUCAAUCUGAGACUGAGGGUGAGGGAGAAGGGGAGGGGAGGAGAAGGAGGAGGAGGAGGGAUAUAUGGGUGAUAGUGAGGAGAUGGAUGAAGAUGAAGAUGACGAAGAAGAUGAAGAGGAUGAGGAUGAAAAGCUUCGUGCGGACUGCCCCGUUGCCAUCCACGAGGUCGAACCCGCGAACGAAACCGAAACCGAGGAGCGGGGAGGAGGCUACGUUGCCUUUGUCGGUCACCUGGAGGACAGCCGCUCGAUGGCCGCGUUGAUACUAGGGAUCUGUGGUGUUGAGAUGGGGAGUUGGAUUGGUACAAUCUAUCGCAUCAAGACAGGAACGAAAAUCAACGUCAACACUCUAAUAUACAAUCCUAUUAAAAGAAUCUAUUCCUUCUCCUUCUCCUUCUCCUUCUCCUCCGUAGACUGCCUCCCCAACCGUUUGGGUUGA